UGGAAAUAACUAUCAACAAUGAAACAAUUGUCAAAAUGGGCCUGAAUUAAAUAAUGAAAUAAAUAAAUUUCAUAUAUUUGUUUUUAAAAUGGACAAAAAUUAUGUUAAAACUACUAUAGAAGGAUUGAAAUCAACAUCAUCAAGCCGUGUCCAGGAUACCCUAUUGAAAAUACGAAGCAAAGUAAUAACAAAUGAUAGUGGAAUUCAACUUUUUAGAGAUUGUGGAGGGUUGGAAUGUUUACUGCCACAUUUACGCAAGCCCAAUGAAAGAAUUCUAGAUUUAACGUUAAGUAUAUUGGGGAAUUGUUGUCUAGAAGAUGAAAGUAGUUUAGCUGUUGGAAAGUUGAACUACUAUGGACCUCUUGUGUCUAUUUUGAAGACAGUCUGCCGGGACAGUAUCGUAGGCAGGGCCUGUCGCGUCAUCGGCAACAUGGCCCAGAAGACCAGCAAUGCAGAGAACUUGCACAACCAUGGGGUGGUCACUGCACUCAUCACAUUGAUAGAAAGCCGGGAUAAAAAUACUUCAUAUCCUACAUUAACUAUGGCUGUUAGAGCUGUAAGACAAUUAUGGAUGGUCCCAGAAAAGAGAGAGGAAAUGCUUAGUUUAAAUGCAGUCCGCUGCAUAGCUAUCCUCCUAACAACUGAGUGUGAGUCUGCUGGUGUGAUCAAAUCUACUUGCAAUUCGAGUAAGGAGGGUGAAGGUCUGAGGAAGAGCCAAGAGGAACUAAUAUGUGGCAUUUUAAAGUGCUUGGGUUACUUCACAACCCAUGCCUCUGCAUUAUGUGCAGAACAGAUACAAGGCGAUGGCAGAGGAUACCAGUGCUUGGUGGCAUUGACUAAAACAUAUGAAUCAGUGGCAUUGAAAUGUCUUAUGAACUUGUGCUACCUCUCUUCAUGCCGGCCACUUCUUGGCACCGCUGGACUUGUUGAGUGCCUUGUUAGGAUUUUACUUAAGAAUUCAGAGGAUUCAUACUGGCAAAAGACAGAAUCGGCGGCGCGCGCCCUCGCGCAGCUGAGUGGUGAGUCAGUGAACCGCUCGCGGCUGCGACACUGCGGCGGACUGCCGCUUCUACUUGCCGCGGCUCGGGUCAGCCCGGACGCUAUGCGGGCGUUGCUGCAAUAUGUGUUCGAUGAUACUUCAUUCCAAAUCCUAGUCAGCAAAGGGCUCAUCAGCCUGCUGACCGACGAACUAACCACCUUCGUCGCAACCAUGGACUUCGAACACAACAACUUAGAAAACGCCGACUCAAACGAAAUCGUAACCGCAGUUAAAGCAGAAGAGACAGAGGCGCCAAAAACCGAACUGAAGUUAAAUACUGACGAUGGAAAGUCGUUAUUCGUAAGACGUCGAGGUCCUUUUUGCUCGAAGAAUGAGGAUGAGCUAAAGGUGGUGAUUGAGAGGGAUAAUAUGAUAGUUGGGUUUGUUGAUGCGGUGGAUAGUGAUGCCUCGGAGGACAGUCAGAGUGACGAGGAGACGCCGCGCCGGAAGUACUUGAAGAGGGCGCGGUCAAGGAGCCCUAUGACUUUAAAAAAGAAAUCACAAUUAAUCAAAAUGGCCAGCAAAGACUGGUCAGCCGGAGUAUAUUGGGAGCCGAAAAGCCCCGAAUGGCCUUCCAGCUCCCGAAGCGCGAUGAGCCCCGACCGACCCCAAAGCCCGCUCUCGCCCUACUACGAGGCCGGGUUAGGCCAGCCCGGGUUCCCGGCUGGAUCCCAGUUCCCAGCGAGCAAGCGCGCGCGGCUGGACUGGAGCCCCGAGUCGGGCGUGAGCACGGGCGAGGGCAGCAGUAUGGGCUCGUCGUGUUGGAAGGACUUUCAAUGGAGCUCGGGUAGUGAAAGCCCCACAUCGCCUCUGAGCAUUAAUGAAGAGAGUUCAGACUCGGAGAUAUCGGGGCGGUACUCCCCGGUGCUGUGCGAGGCGGAGGGCGAGGCGGAGGCGGCGGCGCGCGCGGAGCUGGACGCGGCGCAGGUGGCGCACGGGCUGGACGAGCUCAUCAUGGACGACGACGAGAGCCUCGACGACACGCCCACGGCCGAGAGCUCCGGCAAGCUAGAGAACUCUAAGACGUCCCGCAUAGCCUGCGUUCUAGUACUUCUGUUCCGAGUGUCCCACGGCGCGUGCAACAGCCUCGGGGCGAUACGAGAGGAACCGGUGUCUAAUCACACGUUAGAACUACUCACUGGACGAGAGUGUCUUAAUGCGUUGUUGGACUAUGUUGAGAAAUGUAAGCGGCCUUUGGGCAGGGCGGCUAGGAUACUUGCCAGGGUUUUAAGCAAUGCCCUGUGCCUCAUGAGUAUACUCAAGCACAGACUAGCUCUUAGAUUACACAAAAUGUCGGUAGUCUCCAAGCAUCCGCCUACUAAAUGUCAGCAGUGCAAGCAGAUCUUGAGAUUGAGCUCUAAACUGUUGGCCCAGUUGACAAUCCUGGCCGAGUCCAGUUACGGUAUCGGCGAAAUUAGUUACCAGCUCCUAAAGGGCUCCCCCGCCAUGCAGCAAACACUCUCCAUCACACUGCCAUACAUAGUAAGGACUGAAAAACCGUUGAAGAAAUAUUUUAUAGAUUGCAACGCCUUAAACAUCCUGUUCAACAUAAUAUCGGAAUCCAAAGAAGACAUGAAAGUGUGCGUCACCGCCCUAUCGAAGCUCGCCACCAACGUACACAUCAAAGACCCCAAAUUUUUGGAGAACCGGUUCAACGACCAGAUCUACGUCAGCUACGAUCCAAUAUUAGACAACUUGGCAGGAUCCGACAUAGUGACGUUCGAAUUAGACGACCAAUCACAAGUUAACGCAAACAAGAUAUUCCUAUGUCAGAACUCUGAAGUAUUCAGUGCCAUGCUUAUGGGAUGCUUCAAGGAAUCGGCAGAAAAGUGCGUCAGACUGCAAAACGUAACAAAACCAGCGCUCGAGUACUUAUUCACUCUACUACACAUCGGCUUGAACAACCCAAAAUGCGACGUACAAGUGUUCCCUCUAGCGGACAAACUGGAAACUAACUUAGAAGUACUGUUGCUAGCCGACAGAUUCCUUUUUGACAAACUGAAAGGCUUGCUGAGUAGUGCCAUAUUACAAUUCCAACUAACGCCGGAGACUGCGGAUAAGAUCUACGUGUGGUCGUUGAGUGAAGGCAUGGGUUUCCUUUGCGUUGAAUCCGUCGCGUACUUACUGACAGGCAAAAUGUGCGAGGCGCAACGCGCGCGCUCCUUCAGCGCUAUAUUAGACUUACAAUAUAAGGAACAGUGGUUGGACGACAUAAAGACUAUGAUUGUGAGACAACUCGUUAAAUGAAUUUAUGUUUACAUGUUGA
Molecule: messenger RNA, 3305 nt
Organism: Cydia fagiglandana
Lineage: Eukaryota; Metazoa; Arthropoda; Insecta; Lepidoptera; Tortricidae
Gene: Rnb
Product: armadillo repeat-containing protein 5
Exons: 12
Coding region: 89-3286 (1065 amino acids)
Biological process (GO): anatomical structure morphogenesis
Cellular component (GO): cytosol
Molecular function (GO): protein binding
Source: RefSeq, a predicted model, not a curated record